AUGAUCGACUUCGCCAACUACAUCAAAAUGUUGACGGAUGGACUUCCUGUGAGAUAUCCCGAUUAUCACUGUGGCCUGGAAGAUUACUUGGAUUCUUUCAGUGCGGAACUUUCGGAAAGCGAUCUUGCGGCGUUGAAUAAGAUGAUGACUUCAUUAAAGCUGUUCUCUGCAUUGAUGGUGGUUUAUGGUCGGACAUAUAUUCUACUAGAGAAUCGAGAUUUUGCAUCUCGCUGUUUGAUAGCAGCGUUUUUACAGGACCGCCAUUCUCUAGCAGCAGAGCAAUUGCUGAGAAACUACAAACUUGUUCCUUCUACAAGCAAAGAUCCCUGUUACCGUUUGAUGAAGAAGAUGAAACAAACCGAAAUUUCUGGUGAUCCACGACAAAAGACCGAGUUGGCUCGUGAGCUGUACCGAGAUGGCAAAGUGGCCGAAACUCUGGAAACAACAACAAUGAUAAUGCAGAUCACGAAGAAAGCAAAUAGUUAG
This is a messenger RNA of Ostertagia ostertagi, 486 nucleotides long. Lineage: Eukaryota; Metazoa; Nematoda; Chromadorea; Rhabditida; Trichostrongylidae. The record is from the annotation of a GenBank genome assembly.